This is a messenger RNA of Sorex fumeus (smoky shrew), 1986 nucleotides long. It is a transcript of the gene SLC22A16, whose product is annotated as solute carrier family 22 member 16. Gene Ontology annotation, cellular component: membrane. Bases 1 to 1986 code for a protein of 661 amino acids. Gene Ontology annotation, biological process: transmembrane transport. The transcript has 9 exons. NCBI's taxonomy places the organism in Eukaryota, Metazoa, Chordata, Mammalia, Eulipotyphla, Soricidae. The record is from RefSeq and is a predicted model, not a curated record.
AUGGCCGAGGUUAUCGAGGUGGCCGAGCGCUGGGGCCGGGAGCGCGCCCAAAGCAAGCUCGAAGGCGCACCGGGGUCCCCGCACAGCUCCUCUCCCUUCGCGAUUUCCGAGGGCCGGAGCCACCUGAGCGGGCAGCAGUCGUCCAAGAUCAGGUUUGGUUCCUGGGUGUCGCAGUACGGGAAGUUCCCGAGCUGGGACCCCAGCGGCCGGCGGCAAGCAGGCGCCGAGCAGGCCGCAACUGGCGCCGGCCCCGGCCCCGGAGUUUGGGACACUCCGACCCCCGACGGCGCCAAGGACCACCCUCGCACUCCAAACGUGGAGCUGAUCUUUGACCACGUGGGCCACUUCGGGAGAUUCCAGAAAGUCCUCUAUUUCAUUUGUGCCUUCCAGAACACCUCUUGUGGUAUCCAUUUGUUGGCUUCUGUGUUCAUCAUAUCAACCCCUUCAUUUACCUGCAAACCUCCAGGAAACGUGUCUCGGAUUCUUUACCAAAAUACUUCUGGUGACAUGUUGAAGAACAUAUUCUCACAAAACACAGAUGACUUCAUAAUAGUGCAACUAGAGAAUGGUGAAAUCUGGGAGCUCUCCAAUUGUGGGAGAGUUCAUAGGACUGACUUGGAGUUGGGUAUGAAGUUUUUUCAUAGAGACUCUAAGAUUAGUUCAGCUUGCCCGAAUGGUUUUUUCUACAACCAGUCCAAUGAGAAAUUCUCUGUAGUGACUGAGUGGAACCUGGUGUGUGAUCGAAAACAUUUAGCGCAAAUGAUUCAGCCUGUAUUUGUAUUUGGAGUCAUGGUAGGAUCAAUGAUAUCUGGCUACCUUGCUGACAGGUUGGGGAGACGACUUAUUAUGUGGCCUACAAGCAUAGCCAUGAUUCUGUUUGGUGUAUUAACUACUUUCUCGGUGGACAUUAUCAACUUCUUUAUUGUGUACUUUUUUCUUGCUAUGGUUACUGGUGGCUUCCUUAUAGUGGCCUUCGUCUACAUGGUGGAGAUCAUCGGCCUAAAGUACCGAGCCACAGCGGCCAUCUUCCUGCACAUCUCCUUUGCACUGGGGGUCAUGAUCGUGACUUUGGUUGGCUACCUGGUGAAGACUUGGUGGCUCUAUCAGAUAAUCUUGUCCUUGGUGACAUCUCCCUUCAUCCUGUGCUGUUGGAUCCUCCCAGAGACACCCUUCUGGCUUCUCUCAGAGGGAAGAUACAAAGAAGCACAAGAAGUAGUUGAUAAAAUGGCAAAGUGGAACGGAAACUCCCCCUGUCAACUGUCAGAAGUGUUUUUAUUGGAUCUAAAUAAUCCCGUUAAUUAUUGCUUCAUUAAGAAGAAGACUCACAGUAUUCUGUAUCUGUUUUAUGACUGGAAUGUGGGACUAAUAACAGCGAUUACUUGGUUGAUUUGGUUCACAGCAUCUUUGGGAUUCUACUGCUUCUCCUUGAUAACUCUUAGUUUAAGUGAAAAUAAAUAUUUACAUUUAUUCCUUGCAGGUAUUGUGGAAAUACCUGCCUACAUCCUCGUGGCCCUGGGAAUGCAGACUAUGGGGUCAAAAAAACUUCUGUCUCUUUUUCUCUGGUUAAGUUCAGUGACCUGUGGUAUACUGAUCAUCCCCACGGGCUACUAUUAUACUAAAAUGCUGAUAGUUUUGGUCACAAAAAUAUUCAUAUCGGCAGUUUUUAACCUCAUUUUCUUUCAUACUGCUAACUUCUAUCCAACCACUGUAAGGGCGCUGGCUGUAGGCAGUGGCUGCAUGGUGAGCCGCCUGGGAAGCCUGGUAGCUCCAUUCUACCAAAGUUUUUCCACCUUUUCGCAGUUGGUACCACAGUUCUUAGUGAUGGUCUUGGUCUUACUGAGUGGAGUACUAACACUCGUGCUUCCAGAAACCUUCAAAAUGCCUCUGGCAAAUACUUGGGAGGAUUCUUUCAUACUGAAGAAAGGACAGAAAACCAACUCAAAGGAUACACUUCCCAUAGCCAUUACCUGCAUCAUGAAAGCCUAA